AAGCGCAGACAGACGGUCUAGUAGGUAGUCUUUUCGCUGCCAUAGCAACAAGAAACACAAGGCUACGCCCUACUACUUAUGCGAGAAGUAUGACGUCAAACUUGGGUCAACGGAUUUUGAUAACACUCGGAUGUCCGUUCUCGCAGCCAGGGCCGUUUUAAACACUCGAUUAAGUGUUCUGCAUGAACAGUAGAUCUGCAACUGUGUUAGGAGAACCUGAUCACCUUUAGGGUUGACUCAAGGCAACAAAUUAAGCCUACUUGUAGUAAAUAUAGUUCAGCGUCAGUGUUGACCCUGUCCGUCAUGACAGAGCUUUGGAACACGGAAACAUAAACUUCACUCUUUGUAAGUACCAAGAAGAAAGGCGGGCUGGUAGUCGAGUCGCACGUGUGUACGGGUCGUAAAGAUACCGUGUUCGUUUAACGGAAGCUUUUGAAAGAGCGCCAUUUUAAGUCUGUUGUUGUUUAUCAGCUAAAUUUAAGCGAUCUGCUGCUGUGAAAAGAGUCUUGUUCCAUAACGAUGUUGUUUCCUGGCUCUUCGUGGGCAGUACUCACACAGUACCUCUCUCUCAAGAUGAAAUCAUUUACUGCAAGUCUUCCGGCCACUGGUAAUGGAGAUGCUAAAAAGGCAGAACCAACCAAGAUUAUCAAACAUAAGGAAGACAACCAGAAUGAGACCAACAAGAAAAUUGCCAGGAAAAAAUGGAAGCAGAUUGCCAGGAGAGCCUUCCGAGGAAGUAGACAGAAAAUGAAACUUAAUGAAAGUACAGACAGCGGUGUGUCGCUCGGGUUUGACGUUCUGGAAAAGGCCAGGUCAAUCGAAAACCUUGAUGUAGAAGGCUUAACGCUACUACAGAUUCUCGCAGUUAAUGCCUUGGAACUAAGUGCUCCUGCCAGUGACGUGUUACUGAGGAAUAAAAACAACAACUGGAUACAACUCUCUGGUCAUGAGGGGUCCUUAGCUCCUGCAGGACCAGGAACUAUAUGGAAGAAAAGAAAUUCAGAUGAGAGUGAAGUUCAGGCUUAUAAGGAGUUAAUGCAGGAUAGCAUGGCGGACGUGGUCCCGAAGUUCUACCGAGAUGUUGAAUACAACGGAGAAAAUUUUAUGGAAAUACAAGAUCUCCUGUAUGGCUUCACAAAUCCUGCUAUAAUGGACAUCAAGAUGGGGACUAGAACGUUUCUCGAAAUUGAAGUGCAAAACACCAAGGCCAGGGCAGAUUUAUACGAGAAAAUGGUUAAAGUCGAUCCUAACGCCCCAACAGCAGAAGAAAGAGAAUCUGGAACAAUAACCAAACUAAGAUAUAUGCAGUUUCGAGAAAAUCUCAGUUCCUCAUCAACAUUGGGAUUUAGAAUCGAAGGAUUUAAGACAGAACAGAAGACUCAGACUAAAGAUCUGAAACUGGUCAAAACAAAAGAGGACGUUAGAGCUACCAUGAAGCUUUUCCUUAGUGACAAUGAGAAGGUGUCUGGUCAACUUAUAGAUAGACUGAAGGUCAUACGGAAGAAAUGUGAACACUCUUCUUUCUUUCAUUCUCAUGAGGUGAUUGGUAGCAGUAUACUAUUGGUUCAUGACGCAAAAAAAGUAAGCGCCUGGCUUAUUGACUUUGCUAAGACGAAACCUCUACCAGAAGGUGUUGUAAUUAAUCAUAGGAACCCAUGGGCUGUUGGAAACCACGAAGAUGGCUACCUUUUUGGACUAGACAACCUUAUCUCGGUCUUGGAAGAUACUUUCUCACGCAAUACAUCUUCCUCUCUUGUUGAAUGACGCGCCAUCUAGUGUAGGUUUCGAGUGAUGCCAAUAGUAGAUCUUUAGUGAUGACAUCAUUUCGUCGACUAAUUGAGUUAUCGUCUAGUCUCCUGUUUUGACCUACCUUCUUCGAGUAGAUAGAAUUUUAUAUGGAGUUUUGAAUCCUGUGCGCAGUAUGAUGUGACGAAGAGGGAUUUGAAAGAUAGUUCAAGUGGACUAAAGACGAAGACGAGAAGCUGGUGUAAAAUGUACAGCCUAACUAAUAGUGUGUAAUUAUGUAGCAUUGGCCAGAGCAAAACGCUGGACGUUUAAACCCACCAAUUAUAGCUUUUCCCAAAUACUUAGAGAAUCUCGUCGAUAAAAAACACGUUCGACACUGAAGCAACAUACCUUUUGAGUUGCUGAGCAGAUUUCGAAACAGAAACAUUUAUUUUCUUAAAUUCUUCGGCUCAAACGAAAUGUCGUACUUCCAUUACAAAUUGCAAAGCUGGAUCGUCAAGGUCUCUAUUACUGGCUUUGGGCCAUAACUUUGGAAUUUUAUUUAGUUUUUUAUUUUUUAAAGAAAAUUUAUGUUACUCACACCCACCUUUUAUCUUCAGAAAAUUUAUUCCAUUUUACAAACUUUUUUAGCGUUUUGUUUUUCUUUUUUACUUGACGUAAGGUUCAAUUAUUUAAUUUGAACAUUUUAAAGCCAUAUCUUGUUUUACGUGUAAUUUGUUGAUCAUUUGUAAGCCAUAUUAUGCUUUCUUUUCAAAUUAAGGUGUUGCUCCCGCCUAGCGACUGGAACAGAAAUCAGUAUCCUCUUAGACUUACAUUUUAGUAUAAUACAACUUUUAAGUAUGGUUUAUAAACACGGAAAACGUUUUUAAUGUUUAUCAACAUGUAAUGUUUUUUUAAUCUGGUGUGACUCAUAAAGUAAACGUCUUGAAGUUAAUAGCUAAUCAACUUGUUGUAUACGAACUGGACUAAGAUGGAACUAUCAAGCCUAUUUAUGUUUGUUUUAGUUCUUCUGUAUUGAGUGGUUUAAAAUCUCAAUAACGGAAACCCUUAAGACAAAAGACAAAUAGUUUGCAUAGGCCUUAUCAUCAAUGUGAUAUAACUUUGGGUUUUUGACAUAGUUACUAGUAUUAGAAACUGUAUGAUACACUUUAGUAGAUUUAGUAAUUAUUAUUAUGGUUUAGAUUACUGUCUAUUAGGGUUGCUGAAAGAAUACUCCCAAUUGUACUUAUGAAACACAUUUUUUUUGUCAUAGCUCCACAUGAAAUAAGAUACUCAAAUACCUUUCCAGCGGGAACAUGUAUUAUAGUAUUAGAAAUGUGAAGUUCGUGUUGAUGGAAGACAUAAUGUGAAGUUCGUGUUGAUGGAAGACAUAAUGUGGAACGUUAUGGUAGAGUAGAGCUUUAAUGGACUGCAAUUGCCUAUUGAAAGAAAAGGAGACGACACUUCGACUUUUAUUCUUUAUACAAGCUCAAACGACGUCUUCUAUUCCCAGAACAGGCAGUUGAAGUCCAUUAAAGUUCUUUAAUCUACAAGAAAACGUAAUUUUGAAGACAAAGCCGUCAUUAUUUGAAAUAAACGUUUUUGCUUGGAAAUGUUGGAUACAGGUUGUUUGUUGAGUAAGUAGAUUGGCGAAACGUUGACGGUGCAAUUAGAAUGUGUUUCGGGAAUCGGUGUUCGCAACGUUACGAUUCUGACAAGCAUUAAUUGAUGUGCAAAACGUGGAAGCUUACCACGGAAAUGAUCAAUCGACAACUAAACUUAUCUCUUCAUCAACUGUAGCUGAUGUGAACUCUGAGAUGGAAAAAUCUGAGUUGAAUAUGUUUUCUGACGCGUAAAUUGUGUUUUAAAUAUAUUUUCUUUUCUUAUGUGUUAUUUGACCUGCUGUUCCGAAGUUGUAUUAACACCUAACUAGAUAUAGUAAAGAUAACCUGAUCAGUUGCUUACUAGGAUACCUUACAACAUAACUAGAUAUAGUAAAGAUAACGCGAUCAGUUUUUUACUAAGUUCUCUUACAAGAGAACUAGAAAUAAAGAUUAUCUGGUCAGUUGCUUAGCGAAGGUUCAUCUUAGUACUAUACUGAUAUAUGUUUAUAUUGGUUAAGUAUCAGGUAAUUCUUCCAAGUAGCAGUAAAGUUUGAUGUUUUACAAAAAAAAAUACCUGUUUUAUUUUGAAGAUAUCCAUAAAUUAUAGAAUUCAUGUUAUGAAUAUUAAUAAGAACAACGUGAUCAUGCAAUAAAAAGUAAUUACAAAAAGAAGUACAUAAAUAAAACUGUUCAAACUUUGGUAAACUGUUAAAAAUAUCAAUAAGUUGUGAGCCAAAGAAGACUGGUAAAAUAUGUUGGAAAGAUGUAUUAAUUUAUGUGUAAAUAUAUAUUGUAGCGUAAUUAUUAUUAUUUUGUUGCUGUUUAUUAAAAUUGUACAAACUAGUAUUAAA
Molecule: messenger RNA, 4180 nt
Organism: Limulus polyphemus (Atlantic horseshoe crab)
Lineage: Eukaryota; Metazoa; Arthropoda; Merostomata; Xiphosura; Limulidae
Product: inositol-trisphosphate 3-kinase homolog
Exons: 10
Coding region: 520-1764 (414 amino acids)
Biological process (GO): inositol phosphate biosynthetic process
Cellular component (GO): cytoplasm; nucleus
Molecular function (GO): inositol-1,4,5-trisphosphate 3-kinase activity; inositol tetrakisphosphate kinase activity
Source: RefSeq, a predicted model, not a curated record